Molecule: messenger RNA, 761 nt
Organism: Populus euphratica (Euphrates poplar)
Lineage: Eukaryota; Viridiplantae; Streptophyta; Magnoliopsida; Malpighiales; Salicaceae
Product: DNA binding / transcription factor
Exons: 2
Coding region: 236-745 (169 amino acids)
Source: RefSeq, a predicted model, not a curated record
ACAUAAAUACAGAGACUCAAACACAUAGAUAGAGGAAAAAAGAGAUCAAGGUUUAAUUUAUCUUUGUCGACACAAUAAUUUGAUUGGAGCUAUAACAGAUAUUUUCAUGUGAUCACUCUCCCAGCUAGUUUCUUCAAUGAAUUUCAGACUACAUGGCAUUGUUUAUUCCGUUGGUAGAGAGUCUUGUAUGUACUUGUGAAUCGGGUUGGUUUUCUGAGCAUGCAAUAAUGUGGCCAUGAUAUCUCUCUACAGAAACAUAAUACAAGUAAUGGAGCAAGAGAUCAAGAGGAAGAGAGGAAGAGAGGAAGAAGAAGAAGAAGAGGUGAAAGAGGAGUCCUCAAAUAAAUCUACCAAGAUGCCAGCUGAUCAUCCUAGCCACCCACGUAGUGUAAGGAACGACAUCAAAAUCGAAAGGAGAUCAUGCAACCAUGAAGAGGACAGCAACACCAGCAAUGAAAUAACCGGAGACAACAAUUUCGCAUUGGGGGUAUUUGAUUUCCCCUGGCUAAAAGAAGGCGGCAGCAGCAUGAUCUCAAAGGCAGACGAGGAGGAGUGGUGUUUAGAGGACACAAUAUUCUCCUCAUCUCUCGAUUACAGUACAACAUCUGCCGCUGAAUUUUCUGGACAACACUUGUGGGAAACUACUCCAGAAGCCACCUGCAUUGGAUCAUGCAUAGACGUUCCGGUGGACAAGUUUGAGGAGAUUAAUGCUUGGUCAUUGGAAAUGGAGGCUACUGUUGAUUGAACCCCGACCUCUCUGC